AUGGAGAAGGCAAAAAAAUUAAUAUGUUUAGAUAAGAAUAACGUUAAGAAUUUGAUGAUAUUUUUAAAUAGUUCAAUAAUCUUUGCUUAAAUAAUUGAAAAUCUAAUUUAAAGCAGAGGACCAUUUAUAUUGACAUGUUUGAUUUUUUUAUUGGUAAUGAUAAUUUAUUAAGGACUAUCCUUUUACUUUAAGACAAUUAGAACAUAGUUGAUGAUAUAUUGUUAAUAUUUUAUGAUCACAUUAUUUUCUGUAGAAUUACAAAUUGAGACAUCGUUUUUAAUUUUCUAAUAAUUAGCAAUUUUUGACACAGUAUUUUUCAAUAGAAAUGAAAAGAAAAAAAUAGUAUAAAACUGUUUAUUUUUUGGGGGAAUAGUAAUAAACACAUAUGUUUUUAUUCGAGUUGGAUUUCAUAAUUUAUAAUUUACUGAUUUAAUAAAAGCAUUAUGUUAGUCAAUCAUACUGAAAAUAUUAUUGUAUAACUUGAGAUAAGAAAAUGAAGAAUAAUGUGAUUCAAUAAAAGAGAACUAUAAAUUAAAUAAUUAAGAAAUGGAGCCAUCAGUUCCUAGAAGUAUAGGUUUGGAAUAUGAGACAUAAGAUCCUUCUAAAUUAUUUAAGACAUUUGAUGUAUUACCUGAAGGAAUAAUAAUACUUGAAAAGAAUACAAAAGAUGAUUUUUCAAUAAAGUACUCAAAUUCAGCUGCCAAAUAUCUUAUAGAUUCUGAAGAUUAAGAUCAAAUGUUGUCUGAACUUUUGGAUUUGAAGAGUGUAUCUCCAAAGUAAAAAAGUGAAGAGCAUUUGUAUAAAUGUUCAUUCAGUAUGUAAUCUUAAUAAAGUGUAAGAAGAAAUAGUUUUAAAUUAAUACCAAAAUAAUAAUCAUAUAAUAAAUCAACCUUUAAGUUUUCAUAAUAAUUUAUAGUAGAAAAUCAAUCUAGUUCAUAAAGAUAAGAUCUAUUGUUACAAUAACAUUAAUAAUCAAAUCAUGAUUUUUGUUUAUAAUUUCCACCUGUCUAAAUAAUAUUCCCAAAUUAAUAAAUAAAAACUGAGAAUAUGAAUCAUCCUAAUUCUCCAUCUAUCCAUUAUGCAACUUCACAUAAGAAAUCUUUAGAUGAUAUAGAUUCAUUUCAUUUCCUUUUGAUUUAGAUUUGGUUAUAAUUACAUACAUUAGUUAAAGAGAAAGUAUUAAAUUAUUAAAAUUAACCACUCUAUUACAUUCAUGAAAGUGAUGCUUUUAUAACUAAUAUUAAAAAGUUUUAAAAGAAAUAAUGUUUGGAUUUAAAAGUCUUUAGUGCAAUUCAUUAUAAUAAACCAUUAUUAGUUAUAAUACUUAGAGAUGUAAAUCAUAAGGAUUAUAUAAAAGUAUUAAAAGAUUAUAAUUCAUAAAAAUCUAAAACUUUGUCUUUUGUAAGUCAUGAAUUUCGAACUCCUUUAACAUGCAUAAUAUAAAUGUUAGAGGAAGUAUUAGAAAACAAAACUAGCAUAAAUUUGAGUGAAUAAUAGCUAAUUUAAUCAGCAUUAGAUAAUUCUAAAUAUAUUCUUAAUCUCUCGAAUGAUUUAUUAGAUUUAGCUCAAAUUAGAGCAGGUAAAUUUAAGAUUAGAAAUACUUUAUUUGAUUUAAAAUCUUUAUUAAGAGAUUGUCUUAAUAUGUUUGAGAUUUAAGCAAUGAAAAAGAAUAUUUAAUUGAAUUACUAUUAUGAUAAAUCUUUGCCAACUGAAAUAUGGAGUGAUUUAAAUAGAAUCAGAUAAAUUACAGUAAAUUUAAUAGGGAAUGCAUUAAAAUUCACUUUAGAAGGUUCAAUUACUCUAAAAGCAUAUCUCGAUGGACCAAAUGAAAUUUGUAUUGAAGUUAAAGAUACUGGAGUAGGAAUGAGAGAAGAAGAUUAACCAAAAUUAUUUAAAGCAUUUGCUAAAAUUGAAAAUAAGGAAGCUAGUUAAAUGAAUGCAUAAGGAGUAGGAUUAGGUUUAUUGAUUAGUAAUUCUAUUGCUACUUAAUUAAAUUCUGAAUAAAGAGGUUUAGGUUUUAGAUCAGUUUAUUAAGAAGGUACUACAUUUUGCUUUUUAGUUACUAAUAAUAAAUCUAAUUACACAGAUGAAAUAGAAAAUUAUCAAGAUUCAAAAAAAGAAAUAGAUGUUGAUUUAGAAACUAAAUUAAAUGAUGUUCGAAGAUAAUCAUAAAAUGAAAAAAAAUUUAUUCUAUAAAAAAAUUUCUGUUCUUGUCCUUAAAUUUUAUUAGUUGAAGAUAAUCAUUUUAAUGUAGAUUCCUUUUUACUUAAAUUCAAUAGAACAUUUUAAUCUUUAAUUAAAUUAGAUUAUACAAUUUCUGGAUAAUUGGCUGAACAAAAAGUAUAAUAAAGAUUUUUAAAAUAAUAACAUAUUUGUCAUCCUUAUAAACUAAUUUUUAUGGAUGUAGAAUUACCAAUUUAAAAUGGAAUAGUUACAUCCAAAAAUAUCAAGAAUUUUUACAAAACUAUGAAUGUUCCAGUAACAAUUGUUGGUUGCAGUGGAUAUGCAGAAGAAAAAGAAAAAAAAGAAUGCUUAUAAUAUAUGGAUGAUUACAUUGUUAAACCAGCUAAUAAAUCUGAUUUAGAAAGAAUAAUCAAUACUUACUUUUUUAAAUGA
Molecule: messenger RNA, 2616 nt
Organism: Paramecium sonneborni
Lineage: Eukaryota; Ciliophora; Oligohymenophorea; Peniculida; Parameciidae
Source: the annotation of a GenBank genome assembly